Messenger RNA from Bolinopsis microptera, 2402 nucleotides. RefSeq names its product short transient receptor potential channel 5-like. Gene Ontology annotation, cellular component: plasma membrane; cation channel complex. The transcript has 2 exons. Bases 6 to 2306 code for a protein of 766 amino acids. The record is from RefSeq and is a predicted model, not a curated record. NCBI's taxonomy places the organism in Eukaryota, Metazoa, Ctenophora, Tentaculata, Lobata, Bolinopsidae. Gene Ontology annotation, molecular function: protein binding; store-operated calcium channel activity; inositol 1,4,5 trisphosphate binding. Gene Ontology annotation, biological process: regulation of cytosolic calcium ion concentration; calcium ion transmembrane transport.
AAAGAAUGAAUCUAGACAGUAGACUGAUGAUAGAGUACGAGAUGUUGCGUCGCAACAACGACUCAGAACCAGAGACCAGCGCUUUGACGGAUCAGGAAAUACAGGAACUAAAAGUAAAAUGGGUGAAAUUACUAGAGUCGGACCACAAAGAGUUGUUCGCGAGGAUAAAAGCACGCGAUCACACCCAAGUAGAGAAGAUUUUAGCUGAGAAAGGCACCAAAGUGGAAAUCAUCCCGAAACUAGGGUGUCCACCGAUACACUACUCAAAACUAAACAUAUCUAACAAAGAGGAUGAAAUGAGAGAAAGUCCACUGAUCAUGGCAGCAAGAGUUGACCGUAGGAUGGUUGAGAUAAUCCUUAAAUAUGGUGGGAAUCCAAAUCAAGGUAACGAUAAGGAGAACCCGCUAAGCGUAGCGGCUAACAGAUACGACAGAGAAACGAUAACCACUCUUCUCCGAGCGGGAGGUAGUCUCGAGGAUGCUGUUUUGAAGUUGACAUUACCUCUGAGACAUGUAUCUGAGAAGCAGAUGAAGGAGAAUAGUGAGGCGGGCUAUUGUGUUAAACCUCUGACAGUCCUGUUGACUGACGAUGUUUACUUAAAGUGCAGGUUCCCGAUUAAGACAGCCUUUAAAGUCUGUAAAGAUAUUAAGAAGAUAAGAAAGGUAAGGAAUGAGUUUGAGAUAGAGUUCGAGCUGCUGAUGCAGGAGGCGGAUACUUUUGCGUACGAAUUUCUCGACCAAUGUGAUAAGAUGACGGAAGCUAAAGAAAUCUUAUCUUAUCCAGUGAAUUUACUGAAAAUGGCCAUCAAUCAGAAAAAGAAGCAAUUUGUGUCUCAUCCAUUUAGUCAACAGCUAAUAAAUGAACGCUGGAAUGGAGAUUUGAACAACACGCUUCUUCGUGGUAAAACCAUCAUAGCUUUGAAGUACACCACAAGCCCGAUAACGCUACCUUUGCUCUUUUUGAAGUUUAUCCUGUUUGAUCUUCCCAGAAGAAUCAAGUUCAUGAAGUCUGAUUUCACAAAACUCUUAAAGUUGACAUUCACUCCAUGCUUGUGCUUCAUCACAGACGCACUGAACUAUUUGACUUUCCUGGCGAUAGUGGUAUGCGUCUGUUUAUUUCCUUCAGAUGGGAAAUACCAUCUUGGUACUUUAGACUACCUGCUAUAUUACUGCGUUCUCGCGCGCAUUAUCAAUGAAAUUGAUUUCCUCGUGCAGCAAGGUUGGAGAGGGCACUUCCGGAAUUUCUGGAACAUCGUAGAUAUAACGAUCGUGCUACUGCUAUGCGUGGGUGCCAUCUUCAAAGGACUUAUCCACUACAGAGUUGACAGUCUUCUUAUGAAACACGCCAAUAACUCAAAAGAAGGUGGGCACAUCUAUUACAGACAGCUGGAAGAGAACCUGAUGCUAUCACAUCAGGACUCCAUGAUGGUUAACUACAUAUACGCGGUCACGGAAUUUAUCCUGACGCUACGAGUCCUGGGUCUGUUGGAAAUAUCUAAAUCACUUGGUAUGAUGUUGAUUGCUCUUAAGUACCUGGUGAUCGAUGUUCUCAGAUUCGGUAUCAUAUUGCUAACAGUCAUAUUCGGGACAUCCAUAGCGAUUUACUCCAUGACGAUAAGCAUUCAUCAGUGGAACAAGGAGCUGAAAACAUCUGUGGCAACACUGUUUGAUGGAGCAGAAAACUACACCUUCUCCCUGCUACCCUACAACAAAGCUCAUCCUGAGGGCGAGGUUAAAGGUCCAGAUGUUUUUGAGACCUUCUCUGAUACGAUGAGGAAUAUAAUGUGGUCCACAUUUGGCCUUCUUGAUGUUGUGAAUGUGGCAGUGGAACACGAAAAAGCAACAAAAGACUUCAUCAACAUCAUUCUUAUCCUGUACGUUCUCCUAUCAUGUGUUCUACUGCUGAAUAUGCUGAUAGGAAUACUCGGGAGCACCUUUGAUAGGAUCAAGGAGAAUUGUGACAUAGAAUGGAAGUAUGCUCGCAGUCAACGUCUCAAGGAAUACAGCAGAGCGCAGCCUCUCCUCUUCCCUUUCUUCACCUUGCUCUUCCCUUUUGUCAUCUGGUUCCGGGGGAGGUUGAAUGAAGAGAGGAGGAGAGAAAGGGAGAUUGGUACCAGUCUCAGGGAUGGUACCGAACGAAAUAAGCUGAUUAAUGCUGUUUGUGACAGGUUCGUAUUCGCAAAUUGGGCUGAUUCUAGAGGAAAAUUGUUUGAUUCCAGAGGAAAAGGGGAAACGUUUGAAAUGAGGACGAAGCUUAGAAAGCAGAGCACGGUGCUGAUGCAGUUUGGUGGUAAAGGUAGAAACUGAUGGAUGCCCUGCUUACAUUUUGAAAAGUUAACGUCUCAAUUUAGAAUCGUUCUUUCAUUCAAUUUUGGUACACAACUGAACAUUUGCAUUGCGUCG